Messenger RNA from Paramisgurnus dabryanus, 4351 nucleotides. Lineage: Eukaryota; Metazoa; Chordata; Actinopteri; Cypriniformes; Cobitidae. The record is from RefSeq and is a predicted model, not a curated record.
UAAAGAUUUUUUGGGAUACAGUCGGAUAUCCUGUGUGGGUGUUUUUACUCCACAUCGUUUUGCAUACCUGGUUGAAUUCAUAAGCGCUUCGCCAUACGCCCCCGCGUCUUGUCAUUUAAUGAGAUCCCCGGGGUGCGGAUCAGUUUGGCACCGUGUCUGUGUGCGCGUAAAACCGGCUGUAUUUUUGCUCUGGGAAGCCGGGCCACGGUCCUCGCGCGGCUUCACUUCUGCACCGGCGGCAGGGGAAGAAAAUCGAGCCCGCAGUCCAGCUGCUGCUUUUGGGGCAAAUUGUUCUGCGAGCCCGAAUAACAGUCGCAGGCACCUACAAACGCAGAGUGUAAUGUUUUGGUCAAUGCGUGAGUUGCUGUGGGAAUGAGACUGCGUGGCCGGGAUUUGGAGGAUUCCGCUGUCUCCUGGAUACCAAGCGUCCUGGGUGUGCAGAGUGUCAGGCUCCGUCUUCGCCUUGAUCGCCGUGACGACCGGGGAAGGGGCUUUUGGCAACUGGUUGACCUGGACGAAAAGGAAGUGCGGAGUGGGCAGAGGUUACGAGAUAAGACACCUCCUACUUAUUCACAAAGUCUGAUGAGUAUUCCAACGGUUGCAUCAAUUCAGUCAGGGGGCGGAGAGAUGCAAUCACCUGGGGUCAUUAGCCCCUCCUUCCUCCCGCCCCCAACUGGAAAAGUUCCAGGCCGCAAAAGGGGUCGGCCACCUCUGAAAAGGCACCCGGAAUAUCAGAGUCACUACCCAGAAUCCCUCCCACCAAUUAAAGUGCCUAAGAAGAGAGGGAGGAAGCCUGGUUUUAAGCUCAAGUCGCGCCUGAUGACGCCCCUGGCCAUCUCACCUCCCAGUAGCACACCAGAGCCAGACAUGAGCUCGAUCCCACAGGACGCUGCCACAGUUCCCCAUUCAGCCACCCCACAGGUCCUUACAGUCUGUAUCUACGUGAAUAAACAAGUGAACACAGGCCCUAACCUGGACAGGCAAAAGAUUCUGCAGUUGCCGGAUCACCUGGGUCCUGCCAGACCGUCCGUGGUAUUGCAGCAGGCCGUGCAGGGCUGCAUUGACAGCGCAUUUCAGCAGAAAGCCGUCUUCACCCUGCUCACCGAAGGCUACGGGGGAGAAAAAAUCUCAGCCACUUUUGAUGGUAAGCAGCAUCUGCUGAGCUUGCCGGUGGUCAACAGUGUCGGCUACGUUCUGCGCUUUCUCAAGAAGUUGUGUCGAAAUCUGCUGUGUGAGAACCUCUUCAGUGACCAGCCUAUCGCCCCUUCAUCAUCCCCCUCCUCUUCCUCCUCAUUCCGCAAUGAGAAGCAUUCAGACGGACAGCCCAAGUCAAGCUCGAUGAUGGAUGAUUACCACGGCGAUUCAAUGGACCCCAAGCGUUAUUCUGUUGACCCCAGUGACUCCGCCUUUGGUGCGAUGUCCUCACCAUACACGACCAACAAACCUUCAUACGGUUUUCGUGCUGGCCCCACCUACUCUGGAGGCGUGUGCAGGCAGGCGGCCAGCCCCAGCACAUUUCAGGAAGGAAACAGAAGUGCCUAUAGUCCAUCCUCAGAGGGAGGGGAGGCGAAGCCCCCGCCCAGUAAAGAUCCCUCCAGGUGGAGCGUGGAUGAAGUGGUGUGGUUUAUUAAAGAUGCAGACCCUCAAGCAUUGGGCCCACACGUGGAUCUCUUCAGAAAACAUGAGAUUGAUGGAGAUGCUCUUCUUCUCCUCAAGAGCGAUAUGAUCAUGAAGUACCUGGGACUUAAACUGGGCCCUGCUCUUAAGCUCUGCUACCACAUCGACAAGCUAAAACAGAACAAGUUCUGACCUGCAUCUGCCGCACCAUGCACCUUACACCAUAUACAGGACACACACAAGCACACAGAUGCAUCCACAGUAUUUAUUCUCAUGAGCUCUCCAACCUUUGAGUCUCUCCCCCGUUCACUUUGGACUAUCUAAGAUUUUGUUGUUUAUCUUCCUGUACAUUUUCGUAUGCUACUUUUAAAGCAUUGGUAUUGGACAUCUGCCCCCUUGCGACACGAGGCAAGUCAUCUCAACCGUAUCCUGGGAUUUGAGUUUGAGGGAUUUCUCCACAAGCAAGCUUGCAGACAAAUUUCGAGUGUAUCAAUCGUCUUUGAAAGGAUCACGGAGACUCACAGUCGUGAUUUUCAAGCCACUGGCUCUUUACAACCAUGUGACAUUCAGCCACCUGCUGGUAAAUUGGAGUCAUUGCAACUCCAUUAAACUCCUCUUCUUUGUAACCAGGAAUAAUUCAGCUUUUAUUUACAGAAAGCUUCUUCAAAGACUGAAGACCUUGGAGAUCAGUUUCACAUGCAGGGUACAUUAUGAACAGCAACACUUUGCAACCAGCAAAUAACGGGCACAAAUACAACUUGGUUCAGCGAUGGAUCAGUCACAAAGAUUUUUUGAUACAAAAUCUGAACUACUAAACCAGAUACGCUACAAGGCAGUUACUUCUACAAAAAAAAAAUUGUAAUACACAACAGGUGCUGUUUCUCAACCAGCUGGUGAAAUGACAAAACAACUAUGAACUGCAGUACAGUGAAUUGAACUGUGACAGUGGACCAAACAUCACAGAUAGGUCUUUUGUGUAUGUCCAUAUCAUACCGGCCUUAUUUGCUGUUAUACCACACAAUAUACAUAGGUUUUACUCAAUUCUGAUGAACAUUUUCACUGUGCAGAUUAUAUGUGGUUUAGAUCGAUUGCCUUUCAUAAACUUACAGUGACUAUUUAACAUAACCUAAGGUACUUUCAAGGUGUUUCUCUGAUGAUGUUAUUUUAAGAGCUGUAUUUCAAUAUUUCAAGAAAAAUCAAUCACUACAACUUGCUCUCUAACACCAUGAAAGAAAGUCUCCUAGUGAGAGCUAUUGUAUUAAUCUUUACUGUUACAAACUCAGAAUAAAUAUAUUGUUUAUCAGACAGGCAAACAUAUGAAGUCUGAUCUGAUGAUGUCAUACAUCUCCCAAAGUGGAUUACACCCAAGUGUACAAUUUUUCUGUAUCUGCAAUCGUGUAAAUAUAAUAAGUUAUGUAGUAGUCACGGAUGAAAUCUACAGUUUCAUAGGUUAAAGAGCAAAUUAAGCGAAACCAAUGCUGAUUGACAUGCGUUCAGCUUCCAGCUAUUGCUUUGCCGUGCUAGACUUCAUCAUUGUACAUUUUGCCUUUAAAGCAGCUGUUAUGCUAACUUGUGCAUUGUCUUUUAUUCUGCAACAGGGAGGCUGUUGAAGUGAUCUGUUGGUAUUAUUUGACUCUUUUAUGUAGCAUCCAUUUGGGAAUGUCCUGGGUGAGAGAUCUCCCAAUGAAAAAUGAGUACUUGAAGAAUGAGCUAAAUUUUGGGCUGAAAGGAAUACAUAAGUGAUCUCUUUAAGAGGUCAGGGUUCCCUGAAAUUUAACCCAGUGAUUUGAAAAGUAGAGUAUUCAAUUUACCUUGUGUUUUAUAUCAGACCAUAGUGUUUAAAUGGGCCUGAGGUUCAAGUUUAAUAGUAUAACAAAAAAGUUUAGAGCUUCGUUCAUGUAAAUUUGUCCCGAGGGAUAUUUAUUACAGAGAAAGACAAGAUGAAUAAAAAAACUUAUUAGAAAAUAAUUACCCGAGUCUAACAGUUAACUCUUGUAUUAGCUUUAAAAGCAGGCUGUUUUUUAAUUUCCACUUAUAAGCAUUUUUAAAGCUUUGAGUAAUGGCAACAUUUAGCUUUUAAGCUUGUUUGCGAGCACUUCCUUCUAUGUCUUCACUACUUAAAGUAGGAAUCCUUGACAUUUUCAUAAUGCUUUCAUACAUUUCUGGACAGUUUAUAGUUUAUGAUCUCAUGCAGAUAUUCUGCUGACUCAGAACUUCCUAGUUAGAUAUUACAGUCGAUUAACCCGAUUGAGGUUUCAAGGACAAUAUACUUUUUUUGCUCUGCUAUGUGUUUGUUUGUGUGCGUAUGUCAGAUUUGUAUGUUUGCCUCCACACAUUGUCAUUCCUUGUCUUUUUGAUAUAAUGGAAAAUGUAAGUGUACAUUUAUGAAUGCUGCUCUUGAUGAUAGUCCCAUGUAAGGUUGUUUUUAGAGACAUUCAUUAACUCAAAUGAGAGUUUGUAUAGAGGGACUACAACACGGACCAUUCAUGUUGGUGCUAUAAUAUGACUGUGUAUUUAACUAAAUGAUUUUAUGCAUACGUUUUUAUGGUUGAUUUGCUUUAUUUCUUCAGUUCGGCUUCAGUGUUGUAAACCCUUGUGACUGAAGACAGGCUCUGCAUUGCGUGUCUGUUUGUGAGGUUAAUAUAGAGCAUUAUGAAAGAGUCAGAAUAAAGCAUAAUGAACAACACUCUAUAUUAGACUCUUAUUGUAUUUUUGUAAAUGUUUGCUUUUAAGA